Molecule: messenger RNA, 930 nt
Organism: Contarinia nasturtii (swede midge)
Lineage: Eukaryota; Metazoa; Arthropoda; Insecta; Diptera; Cecidomyiidae
Exons: 4
Coding region: 1-930 (309 amino acids)
Source: RefSeq, a predicted model, not a curated record
AUGCGUCUACAUCGUGAGUCAUUUGAUGAGCAGCCUGGUCCACGAGCCGAAGACCAUAAAUCAUAUGCUGAUCAUAUUUUGCAUCAUUUUGAAGAAAAGUUCACAGCAUACACACAGUAUGAAUACGCUUUGCAAGCAUUUCUCCAGUACAUUGACACGAAUAGAGCACUUGAUGCAUAUGCAACCAAGCUCAUCGAUGGUAAGCAAACGUUCAUAUUUGUCGGUGAUCUUUUCAUUGCGGCAGAUUCACCAGCCCGAGGAUAUAUUCGAUCGAAGGUGCGAGAUUUGUUCGAGAAGUUGAAACGUCGCCGUAAAUGUACAGUGGUCGAGGUGGACGAAUUUCGGACGACCAAAUUAUGUUCGUUGUGCUUCCGUGAACUUGAAAAACCGACAAAAAGAGGCAAAGUAAAGGAGAAAUAUCGCUAUCUCACAUGCCAUGGAUGCGAACCAUUGUGUGGAGAAAAUGUGCUUGGAAAAGCCCAAGGUCCGAUUGAAUCACGAAAAAGCAAUCGCAAAUUGACGCAGCAACGAAAACAUCGUCCCCGUACUGAUGGUCCACGUAUGGCAUCAAAAUUUCGUAAAUAUGAAGAGAAAACUCGAAUUGGGCGUACUAUCACCUGGAAUCGUGAUGCAAAUGCAGGUCGUAACAUUCUCUACAAAGGAUGGUGUGCUGUUAUGAAUAUAGAGCUACAUCCAGCAUUUCAACGGCAUGUUGAAGAAGAAGAAGAAAAUGCAGGAGGAGGAGAUCCACCGCCAGCACCACCAGCACGAGCUCGACAAUCAAGACGAGCAGCAUCCAAUCAAAAUCAACAAACAACACAACGAACAUUGCGUUCUCAUCUGGAUCAAGCGCGGAGCUCUCGGCCGUAUGCCCUGGGUUUUGUGCGGGAUUUCAACGUGGUCCUACAAUUCGCUACAAUUAUGUACUAG